Messenger RNA from Ascochyta rabiei, 2283 nucleotides. Its product is annotated as Acetate--CoA ligase. The record is from RefSeq and is a predicted model, not a curated record. Bases 1 to 2205 code for a protein of 734 amino acids. The transcript has 5 exons. Gene Ontology annotation, molecular function: AMP binding; acetyl-CoA synthetase activity. Gene Ontology annotation, cellular component: cytosol. Lineage: Eukaryota; Fungi; Ascomycota; Dothideomycetes; Pleosporales; Didymellaceae.
AUGUCUGAAGGCGACGUCAAGCCGAAGAACCCCGUUGUGGCCGAGGCCCACGAGGUCGACACUUUCCACGUCCCCAAGGCGUUUUUCGACAAGCACCCGCACUCGAAACCGCAUCUGGCCAACCUGGAGGAGUACCAGACGCUGUACAAGGAGUCCAUCACCGAGCCCAAGCGGUUCUGGGGCCGCCUGGCGCGCGAGCUGCUCACGUGGGACCGCGAUUUCCAGACGGUCCACGCCGGCAGCUUCGAGAACGGCGACAACGCCUGGUUCGUCGAGGGCCAGCUGAACGCGUCGUACAACUGCGUCGACCGCCAUGCUUUCAAGGACCCCAACAAGGCCGCCAUCAUCUACGAGGCCGACGACGAGGGUGACGGCCGCAUCAUCACAUACGGCGAGCUCCUGCGCGACGUCUCCAAGCUCGCCUACACCCUCAAGAAGAUGGGUGUGAACAAGGGCGAUGCCGUCGCUCUCUACAUGCCCAUGAUUCCCGAGGCUGUCAUUUCCUUCCUGGCCUGCUCACGUAUCGGUGCCGUGCACUCUGUCAUCUUCGCCGGUUUCUCCUCCGACUCGCUGCGCGACCGCAUCGUCGACGCCGAGUGCAAGGUGGUCAUCACCACCGACGAGGGCAAGCGCGGAGGCAAGGUCAUUGCCACCAAGAAGAUUGUCGACGAGGCCCUGAAGCAGUGCCCUGGCAUCAGCCACUGCCUGGUCUACAAGCGCACCGGCGCGGAGAUUCCCUGGACUAAAGGCCGGGACUGGUGGUGGCACGAGGAGGUGGACAAGUACCCCAACUACAUCGCCCCUGAGCCCAUGAACUCCGAGGACCCUCUCUUCUUGCUCUACACUUCUGGCUCCACCGGCAAGCCCAAGGGUGUCAUGCACACAACGGGAGGCUAUCUGCUCGGCGCAGCGGCGACGGGAAAGUACGUCUUCGACAUUCACGAUGGCGACACCUUCUUCUGCGGAGGUGACGUCGGUUGGAUCACUGGCCACACCUACGUCGUCUACGCGCCCCUGCUGCUCGGUGUGGCGACUGUCGUCUUCGAAGGCACACCUGCCUACCCCAACUUCUCGCGCUACUGGGACAUAGUCGACAAGUACAACGUCAGCCAGUUUUACGUUGCGCCGACAGCGCUGCGGCUGCUGAAGCGUGCGGGCGACGAGCACAUCAAGCACCAGAUGAAGCACCUCCGUGUGCUGGGGUCUGUCGGCGAGCCCAUCGCUGCCGAGGUGUGGAAGUGGUACUUUGAAAAGGUCGGAAAGGAGGAGGCUCACGUUGUGGACACGUACUGGCAGACAGAGACGGGGUCGCACGUCAUCGCGCCGCUUGCUGGUGUCACGCCUACCAAGCCCGGCUCUGCCUCGCUCCCCUUCUUCGGUAUCGAGCCGGCCAUCAUCGACCCCGUGUCUGGCGAGGAGGUGCACGGCAACGACGUCGAGGGCGUGCUGGUCUUCAAGCAGCCGUGGCCGAGCAUGACGCGCACGGUCUGGGGAGCACACAAGCGCUACAUGGACACAUAUCUGAACGUGUACAAGGGCUACUACUUCACGGGAGACGGUGCUGGUCGCGACCACGAGGGCUACUACUGGAUCCGAGGCCGUGUUGACGAUGUCGUGAACGUGUCUGGACACCGGCUGUCGACGGCCGAGAUUGAAGCAGCGCUCAUCGAGCACCAUUCUGUGGCUGAAGCUGCCGUUGUGGGCAUCAACGACGAGCUGACGGGCCAGGCGGUCAACGCGUUUGUGGCGCUCAAGGACGGCACCGAGUCGAGCGAGCAGGUGAAGAAGGACCUGAUUCUGCAGGUGCGCAAGUCGAUUGGGCCGUUUGCGGCACCCAAGGCGAUAUUCAUCGUUCCCGACCUGCCCAAGACACGGUCUGGCAAGAUUAUGCGUCGCAUCAUGCGCAAGAUCUUGGCGGGCGAGGAGGACCAGCUGGGCGACAUCACCACGGUGAGAUUCUCUUUCCUUUCCCUUUUGUCCGAUUCGGUACGAGUUCAUUGCCCAGCGGACGUGUUUGCUCCCAAGGCGCGAGCGGAGUUGAUGACGCGUCUGUGUGAGUUGACGAGUGUCGGCGAGGUGUCGUUGAUGACACAUGUACAUGGGUCGAGGACAGUGGCUAACGGUGUUGAUGACGCAUCUACACGGGUUGAGGACGCAUCUACACGGGUUGAGGACGCAUCUACACGGGUUGAGGACAGUGGCUAACGACUUUGGGUGCAGCUUUCGGACCCGUCGGUAGUCGAGAAGAUCAUCGAGAUUGUGCACCAGUCGAAGAAGAAAUAG